Mollisia scopiformis is the source of this 1143-nucleotide messenger RNA. Its product is annotated as 5-formyltetrahydrofolate cyclo-ligase. Gene Ontology annotation, cellular component: cytoplasm. The record is from RefSeq and is a predicted model, not a curated record. Bases 213 to 983 code for a protein of 256 amino acids. The transcript has a single exon. Lineage: Eukaryota; Fungi; Ascomycota; Leotiomycetes; Helotiales; Mollisiaceae.
GAGUUCUAGAGCGAGGAGAACGAUAAGAGCGAUGGAAGCGCAGCAUCCCACUCUUGAAGAGAAGAUGAAUGAUAUCUUGUCUGUGCUGAAUAGAUUGAACAACCACUCUUUUGUCGAUUGCAGCGGUCUUGUCGUUGUCUCCGCCAGACGCGCCAGAAGCGCGAUUACCUAGCGCCAAUCACUCGUGUUCCCAAAUUUCACGUCGAAUCAACAUGACGACCACAAUCAACGCCAAUUCGCACAAAUCUCUGAUCCGCAACAAAGUUUGGUCACGGCUUCGAGCAGUCGCACUCCCAGAUUCCAGGUUUCAUCACGACUACUCGUCUUUCAUCGCAGACUUCGAAGGGUCUUCUGCUGCAACAGAUCUACUCCAGUCUCUUCCUGCCUACCAAAAUGCACACCUUAUCUUCAUCGCACCCGACAACUGUCUACAAGAGCUUCGAUAUCGAUCCUUGACCGACGGAAAGAAGGUUAUAGUGACUACAUAUGGCAUACGAAGAGGAUUCUGGAUCCUAGAUCCAGAGCAGAUACACGAGUCACAAUGGCAGAUGGCGAGCGUGCUAGAUGGGAUGGAGAACAUUGGGAGGCAUAUGACUCUUGCAGAUAUAUCUGAACUCCCUACAGACAUAGCCCUGAUGGUUACUGGCACAGGUGCAAUCAAUCUUAAGGGAUUGAGGUUUGGGAAAGGUCAUGGGUACUUCGACCUCGAAUGGGCCAUGCUAUAUAGCAUUGGGAAGGCAAACCAGAGAACGCAAACUAUUGCAGUUGUUCAUGAAUGUCAGGUUCUUGAUGAGGAACUGCGAGGAGAGGUUUGGGAUACGGGAUGUGAUUUCGUCGUCACCAACGACAAAGUCAUUAACGUCAAGGAUGCGAGUAAGCCGAGCUGUGGCAUACUCUGGGACAAGCUGGAGGAUGGGAUGCUCGAGGAUAUUGAACCUUUGAAAGAACUGGAGGCAAUUAAGAAACGAUCACGGGCAGGCUGAACAUUGAGACAAUGAUAGCUUGACCUCUGUGAUGUCUCUUCCCAUAGAAGUUCUGCUUGACGUCCACUUCUCCAAAGGGCAUUGGGAAUUGCAAAGUGCUGAGUGUUACGCAAUAGGCAAAGCUGUUUGACUGCUGAAAGGUGGCACUUAAGUCACCGUC